Molecule: messenger RNA, 1080 nt
Organism: Hydatigera taeniaeformis
Lineage: Eukaryota; Metazoa; Platyhelminthes; Cestoda; Cyclophyllidea; Taeniidae
Source: the annotation of a GenBank genome assembly
AUGAGGAUUACGGCACGACAAGCAUUUUCAACGAAUCUUACUGUUAAUUACUUUAUUAAACAGUCCCACGGCGCCGCGGUACGGUGGACUGAGGGAACCGUCAACGGUGUAGAGCGAAUUGUGAUCUCUCCAUUGGGUAGACUGUUGGCGGAGCUGCCGGUGGAGCUGAGCAUCGGGCGGGUGUUGGUAAUGGCAUCGCUUUUUCGACUGGUGGAGCCAGUGCUAACUCUCGCCACCGGUAUGGCCGUUCAAAGUCCCGUGGGUGCCGCGCGCAGCGGCGAGUCUCGUCUUCGGCAGGCGGAGGCUCUCCGACCCUUUGAAAAUGAUCAUGGCACGCCCUUCAUGAUAGCCGAUCUCUUUGAUGAGUGGCUGCAGAUCAAGUCGCGUUCGGCAGCUCGCGUUGGUCUCCUUCGCCGCGAUAAUUUAGAGGAGACGGUGGAGGAUCAGCAGAAUACCUCGGCGCAGCGCUGGGCUCGGCGACUGGGCCUAGAAGAGCAGCGUCUUUAUGAAAUGGUCCGUUUACGCGGUCAGUUUCUCCAGCUGCUGAAGGAUGCUGGCCUCUACGUGACUGACGACAAGAAUGGAGACAAAACUGCAACUGGUAGCAACCAUCGAAGACUUCUGCAACAAGCCCGCCAUCGAGAGCAUCUGAAAGGCAAGCGAAGGCGGAUGCUAACUCUACAAGACAAUGACGAUGCUGAAAGCGGUGAUGAUAGUGGAGAAAAUGCGGAGGGUGAGGGAAGCACCAGUUCAAUCACCGCCUCGAGCAUUUCUCGUCUGCAUAGUUGGCUACGCGGUCGUAAGGACGGCCGAAGAAUAGGCGAUCUGGGAGCCUCAUUAGAGGGCACGAGCUUGUCAGUUCGUGACCUUGAGUUGAUACUGUGCCACGAUCUUGAGGGUCUCUCGCGGUGGGCCGAUCACCACCGUCGACGCACCCAUGGCGACCUUCUGCUCCUCAAGGUUGUCCUUGCUGCUGGUCUCUACCCUCAGAUAGCUGUGCCUGACCCCGCCAACGCAUAUCGCGUUGCCAACAGGGGCGGGGCAGCUGGGCCUGGCGCUGAGAUGGUAUUUCACACUCCU